GUCAUCCUGGAUGCAGUGGCCUAACUCUGCUGCUUUACAGCGUUUUGACAGUGCAUGCUGACUGAACGAAAGCUUGUGUAGUUCAGUCAUUAGUAUGUUACAUUAUUGUAACAACAGUAGUUUGUAUCGUGGAUAAGCUGGGUUACCGAAUAGAGAUGUUUUGGGUCUCAGCAAGUCGGCGGGGAUGUGUCCAGCUUCUCCGCCAUAUGACACUCACAGCACCCUGCUGCCCUUUGCAUUCUUCAAGGUUCUUCUCCAUCUCUGCUCACUCCAAGUCUCAAACACAUGAAGAGGUUAACCCGCCUCUAAAGAAAUGGACUCUUAAGGUGAGCCCCUUCAGCACAGUACGCGCACUGCUCGGCUGCAGCAUUUCCGUCCGCCCACUGGACCCACAUACCUUCCCUGAAGCUGACCGAGCCUUCGUCACUGUGCACGGGACAGUCACCCCAGAGGAGGAGGAAGGUGGCCUGAAUCGUCUACAUGUGCGUUACGAUGAGCAGAGCAAAGAGCUGCUCAUCUCAGCCGAAAAAGUUCACAGCAGUUUGUCGAUUGAUGUGACUGCACCUAUCAAAAGCAAUGUCUCAAUCACUGCUCAAGGAAAAGGCAACGUGCAAGUGAGGAACAUGGAGUGUGAUAUCUGCAAGGUCCAAACAGAGAAGGGUACCUGUCUGCUGCACUCAAUCAGGAGUCACCAUGUUGAGAUCAGGUCACAGGGAGGACAAGUUACAGGUACAGGGACCAUCCAUGGCAAUGUGGACAUCAGCACUUCAGGAGACAGUGCUGUAGAUGUCAAGAAGCUCCAGGGCACCAGAAUGAAUGUUUCAACAGAGCGUGGUGCUCUGAAGGUGAAGAACAUCUAUGCAGAGUCCAGCUGUGUGUCCUCCUACUCUGGUAGAGUAGAACUGGGUCAUGUACACGGUUACGCCACUGUGAAGAAUGUGUCUGGAGAUACAGUUGUAGAUGGUUCAAAUUCUGCCCUGAAGGUUUCCUCACACAGCGGGGGCAUUGAUGUCUAUGUAGGAGAAGGUGGCAGUGCCGAACUCCACAGUCAGGAAGGAGCCGUGCGUGUGCGUGUGCCCUCCUCAUUGAAAGCUGGGCUGGAGCUCUGCGGGGCGUCAGUGGAUAUGAGCCCAGAGGUUGUUUUGCACAGAGUACAAAACAACACAACUGACGGCCAAACCACAGUCACUGGCUACAUAAAUACUGAGUCCCCAGUGGAGCAGAGGGUUAGAGCGCAGGCAGACAGAGGCACCAUCACACUGAAGACACAAAGCUGGUUUGAGUCCCUGAAGCUGGGGAACUGAGAUAUGCUGCAUCACUUACAGGGACUUAUGUUUACUGCUCCUCAGAACUGGAUGAACUUGAAUAUUAUACUUCUGAUUGGGGCAUUGUGUUAAAUUAUAUUUAAAAAGUAUUUAAUGUGUUAUAAAAGCCUGUGUAUACAAUGAGUUGGGAAAAACAAAGUGUCUAACUACACGCUAGUGUUGAUUUGUUCAGAACUGUCUUUGGUUUCGAAUGUAAAUGAUAAACUUCCUGUUCAAUUUUUCGAGUAUAAAUAAAGAAAAUGAUUGUGAGGUGAUACAUAUUUA
Notolabrus celidotus (New Zealand spotty) is the source of this 1589-nucleotide messenger RNA. It is a transcript of the gene fam185a, whose product is annotated as family with sequence similarity 185 member A. Bases 156 to 1304 code for a protein of 382 amino acids. The record is from RefSeq and is a predicted model, not a curated record. Lineage: Eukaryota; Metazoa; Chordata; Actinopteri; Labriformes; Labridae. The transcript has 8 exons.